Molecule: messenger RNA, 976 nt
Organism: Nelumbo nucifera (sacred lotus)
Lineage: Eukaryota; Viridiplantae; Streptophyta; Magnoliopsida; Proteales; Nelumbonaceae
Product: histone H1-like
Biological process (GO): negative regulation of DNA recombination; chromosome condensation; nucleosome assembly
Cellular component (GO): nucleosome; nucleus
Molecular function (GO): structural constituent of chromatin; nucleosomal DNA binding; double-stranded DNA binding
Source: RefSeq, a predicted model, not a curated record
GAAUUUCGUCAGAGUAAUUUCUUAUAGUUGUCGUUAUCAAUCGUUCACUUUCUCAGCGUUAAAUUCUCUCCUUGUUAUUCUCUAGCUCCACUAGCUAUGUCGUCGACCGUUGAAGGUGAGGCCGCGACCGUUGCGGUUGAGCAGCCGCCGGCUGAGGCUCAGGUAGCGAAGUCCGAGCAGCCUGGGAAACCUGCGAAGGUUCCGAAGGAGAAGAAACCGAAGGCCACCAAGGCUUCUCAUCCCGCUCAUCCUCCUUACUUCCAGAUGAUCAAGGAAGCAUUGUUGGCUCUGCACGAAAAGAGUGGUUCGAGUCCUUACGCUAUUGCCAAACACAUGGAGGAGAAACACAAAGCUGUUCUGCCUGCGAACUUUAGGAAAAUAUUGGCGCUGCAAUUGAAGAAUUGUGUCGUCAAGGGGAAACUGAUCAAAAUCAAGGCCUCGUUCAAGCUUUCUGAAUCUGGCAAGAAGGAAAAUGCUCAGAAGGCCUUUAAGGGUGCGAAAGUUGCUACUGGAAAGAAACCCGCACAACCCAAAGCCGCCGCUGCCGCUCGCAAGGGAAAACCCGUCAAGAAGCCUGCAACUCCCAAGAAGGCAACCAAAACAGUAAAGAAGGUUGGACCCAAGAAGGCAAAGAAAGCAACUCCGGCAAAGCCUAAGCAACCCAAAUCCAUCAAGUCUCCUGCCGCAAAGAAAUCUAGGAAGGCCACUGCUUGAAUGGACAAGAUAGAAAACAAUACUCCUAUUCCCUUCUUAGUUAUGUACAGAAAUGGAUAAGUAGCAAAAAAAUCUCUCUUUUUGAUGGAGGUCUGGUGGGUUCGGUUUGUUUGCAGAGUUUUGAACGUAAUAGCUUGUAUACUGCAAUGGAAAUUAAUUAGGAGUACUGAAUAUAAAUUUCCAACGUUUUCUGUACUUUCCUUUUUCAUUUCGAAAGCUUUGGUCUCACUAGGCUGAGAAAUAAAUUUGAGAGGGUUCUUUA